This is a messenger RNA of Echinococcus granulosus, 1170 nucleotides long. RefSeq names its product Transcription factor. The coding region runs from base 1 to 1170 and encodes 389 amino acids. Lineage: Eukaryota; Metazoa; Platyhelminthes; Cestoda; Cyclophyllidea; Taeniidae. The transcript has a single exon. The record is from RefSeq and is a predicted model, not a curated record. Gene Ontology annotation, molecular function: DNA-binding transcription factor activity, RNA polymerase II-specific; RNA polymerase II cis-regulatory region sequence-specific DNA binding. Gene Ontology annotation, biological process: anatomical structure morphogenesis; cell differentiation; regulation of DNA-templated transcription.
AUGAAUGCUUUUAUGGUGUGGUCGCGAUCGCAAAGGAGGCUAAUGGGUCUUGAAAAUCCAAAAAUGCACAAUUCGGAGAUCAGUAAGCGCCUUGGCUCUAUGUGGAAAGCUCUUUCUGAGGCUGAUAAGAAACCUUAUGUUGAGGAGGCGAGCAAACUUCGGGCACGACAUAUGGAAGACUACCCAGACUACAAGUAUCGACCACGUCGAAAGCAAAAGCAGCAUCACUCACCGCAGAUUUCUUCUAAACAACCAGCCAUUGCUCAUUCGACCAACCGACUGACACCUCUCAAGGCAAAUCCUCUGUCCUAUGACUCUUCUAAGGUUCCCCAAAAAUUCACAUCACCAGCUCUACCACUACAGCUGCCGACUUACGAAUCCUCAAAUGACACAGAUUCCCUCAUUCUGCAAUAUCGACCAAAAGUACAGGAAAGGGAUAUCAGCGAAACCUAUUCCUUUGAGGUCCCAACGAAACCCUAUUUUAAUGGGAUUGUAAUCAACUCUACACCCUGUUGUUAUUCCUCAGAUCAACAUCAGAGCAUUCCGUAUGAGUACUCCUCCUACUCCGAAUCCAGUACAACCCCAAUGGAUUUUUUUAAUCCUCCUGAGCCUCAGAUGCAAACAUUUGUUGUGGAAUACGCCGGGGUACAAGAGUCACCACAGUACCCAAUUAAUCCCUCUAAUCUACUGGUCUCAGCACCGGCACAACCACCUCCACCCCCACCUCCUAUAUUUCCUCCGAUGGCUCUUACAACUGAUUUUGAUCAGACAGCAUCAUAUCGUGAUUGUAAUCGGAGUUCAGCCGUUGAUAGGAAUAUCACAUGCUACUACGAAUAUAACUUGGCGGAAGGAGGUGGAAGUGCGGGUGGGGAUGGAGCACUAGUGGAAUCGUUCGAAGGCUUGUCACCGGAUGUGGCAGUUCUCCCUUCGAUGAGUCACAUGGCCUCCACCCUCCGAUUAGGCAGCACUGAUCCGGUUACCAUAAGUCACUCCACCCCACGGUGUCUAACUCCCGCACCCUACUUCCAUCCCCACGGAUCCGAAUGUUUAAUACCGCAGCAAAACGACUUGGGUCUGCAAAGCUUCUUUGAGGACAGCAGUUUCUGUGCACGGGAGAACAGAUUUGCGCAGUACGGUUUUCCCGAAAGUGUUGUUGAUCUCCAGUCCUGA